Molecule: messenger RNA, 3450 nt
Organism: Echinococcus granulosus
Lineage: Eukaryota; Metazoa; Platyhelminthes; Cestoda; Cyclophyllidea; Taeniidae
Product: Dimethyladenosine transferase
Exons: 15
Coding region: 1-3450 (1149 amino acids)
Biological process (GO): rRNA methylation; transcription initiation at mitochondrial promoter
Cellular component (GO): mitochondrial matrix
Molecular function (GO): rRNA (adenine-N6,N6-)-dimethyltransferase activity; mitochondrial transcription factor activity
Source: RefSeq, a predicted model, not a curated record
AUGCUCGCGAGUAUAACUGCGGACUAUAAUGGACUAUUUGGAAAUCAGGAGACGUCCACAAAUCUGCAAACUUCUGGAAGGAGCCAUUCGAGUGACAUUGGAUUUGUCCAACAUUCGGCUUCAUCCAAAUCACUCCUGUCAUCGCCUGAACUUUCCAGGGAUGUUCACUCAUACAAGCCCCCGUCAAAAUGGAGCUUUAAUGACACAUGCUGCUUAGUCCACGAAGAGGAAGUAGCAGCUGUGUCCAAUAUCGCAUCAGCAUUCUGCGCGCCCGUGAAAGAAGCGAAACGGAGUCACCCAAAGAGGAUAAUUCAAUCAGGGCAAUUGCUGGUACGAGCCAGAUCCAUGCUUGAAGUGAGCAGCGCAGUCACACCUCAUUCUCGAACCAAGUCAGCUGACUUCACUAUGAAGGGAGCUGAAAGCAUGCAGUGUCAGACUGGGAGUUUGAGGACGCUGGAAGAUGCCAGCAGCUCGUCGUUCCCUCUCGAUCCACAGAGAAGUGUGUCAACCAGCACCGCUGCAACCGAAUCCACCGGCGUUCAUAUAAGUGUGGGGUCUCUAGCGAAAAAACGGCAAGAAAUUGAAGAGCAGAUGAUCCGUCUACAGGUUCAAUUGCUUGAAUCGUUUCGCGAGGAGUGGUGGCAGUUUGGUGUGGUGCGUUCGAUCAGUCUCUGGUGCACCGGACGACAAGUUGAUUAUCGAAAAUCGAAGCGUCACCACUACAGCUCUCACUGCUCCCCCGACAGGAUACGUGAUGAAAACAUCCUUACGGGUGUGAUUCCCGAGGGUUUCACGGAACUUCAAUCCCAAGUGAUCGCUUCCAAUCCAAAGCUGAAAACUACUUCCUUCCCCUUUACUCAUCUGCUUACAAAUAGUCAGUCGGAACUCAAUUUCAAUAAUGAAAUGAUUGAGAAGAUGGAUUGUGCACUAACAACGAUUAAUGGGGCACGUGCUACAUUUCGGAAGCCCGUGGGUAAUGCGAGUGUCAAAUCGACCUGCAAAGACUCCCUCACCUCAUCGUUUUCAUCCGUAAUGGGUGAUUCAUUAUACUGGUCUCAAUGGGACGACAAUUCCACCAGAACGUCCAACAGCCUUGGUGACUGCGCUCAUGACGAGGCGCGGGAGCUGAUAAGCAAAAGGCUGCAGAGCCUGGAGACUGAUUGCGCCAUCGUCAGUCAGCUCUACCGAGCCCACAAGCAACGUGCGACGGAGACGAAUAGAGCCGCAUUUCGAAAGGCCUAUAAGUGCAAUGCACAGAAGUUAAAGGAAAUACAUCGUGAGAAGCUUGCUUUGGAGGAGCAACUGCGUAUGUUGAAACUUAACGAACAAUCUAACGUCAUCUCAGGGCUGACAAGAUCGAGUAGUCUCUCGGUACAAACGAAUGUAAAUCGGGCGUUUAGCCUUUUCCAUCACUCCCCUGUCGCAACACCUCCGGUGGCCACACUUCCGCGACGCAGGACAUUGCAAUUUCCAUCCAUUUCGGCCGGCAGUACCCUGCGUCUGGGGAAAUUGAGGAAACGACCCAGUCUGAAGUGCACGGGGCUCGAGAAAAGCGCCACUCCGAUGAUAUACGCACAGAAAGCUGGAAAGACCGCCAGCCAUACGCCUGGCUCAGCGUGUAUCAGAACUCAUCGGGUUCCCCUUUUCUCGACACUCUUCCGUUUUCCAGGGCAGCAGGACAACAUAGAGUCAGGGCGGCAGAAAGCAGAAGAGGAGGCAAAGUCCGAGGUAGCAGAAGUAGUCGAGAAUGCUCAGACAUUACCAAGAUCGUACUCUUUACUUGAGUCUGUUUCACCACGGCAACGAUGCGAAUCGAGGUCCGAUCUCACUCGAACCGAAAUAAAAAGAUCCAUUUCCUCCCCAGCUCUAACCAGACCACACAAGGAAAAACCUCCCUGUGACUUCAUGCGGAGUUGCACACCGGAGAUCGUUAGGAGGCAAGUCUCAACAUCGGACCAGGAUGCCAAACACACUACCUGUUCAUCAUCUUCCGAUGUUCAGUCAUCGUCCGGUUGCUACUCGAACACACCACAUUCUUCCUCUGUCGGCGAACAUUCAUCCAAAGCAUCGGAAGUUUGCCUCCGUCGAUCUGCAGAAGUUAAACUGAACGAUUCGUCCAUCCGCUGUAUUUGUAGUUGCAUUUCUGAGCGCAGUGGAAACUGUGAGUGCAAUGAGGAGAUUAAUGAGAGCAAGGCGCUGGAAUCGUACCAGCUUAAAGGGACACAGCAGUCUCCAGCACCGUCUAGGCGCAAGCUCCCAAUGACUAUGCUCAGAAAACAGACUCGGAGGAAUUUGAAUCCAUUGUCGUUAUUUCGUUCACGCAGUAGCAAACGAGCACUGCCUUCCUUGCGAGAAAUAAUCCGCAUCUACAAUCUCAGAGCUCAGAAGCAGUUGUCGCAAAAUUUCCUUCUCCAACCCUCUUCUAUAAACAGUCUUGUGAACUGCGCCGGCGGCCUCCGUGAUGCCUGCGUCUUGGAGGUAGGUCCCGGUCCCGGUGGGCUCACCCGGGCUAUUCUGCGUCAACGUCCUCGGCACCUUGUCGUCGUGGAACUCGACCGGAGGUUUAUCCCCUCUUUAGAAGAAUUACGUCUCUCGGCAUCUGAAAUGGGUGUAAAGAUGGACAUUUAUCGUGGUGACAUUCUGAAGGUAAAUACCGGGGAUAUAUUUCCUCUGACAAGCAUACACCAGCCCGAGACUUGGGGUUCCGGAGUUGAUGCUGUGGCACUAAAGGUGAACAAAGUGUCAACGGCUCUGGUUGAAGCCAGCGUCGAGCGUCCACCGCGUGUUCGCAUUAUCGGUAAUCUCCCAUUCAGCACAUCGACGGCUCUGCUUAUUUCGUGGCUGGAUAACAUUGCCAAUCGUCGGCAGAUCUGGCGUCUCGGGCGGGUGCCCAUGACACUCACCUUUCAGAAAGAGAUUUGCGAACGCCUCGUGGCCGACGUCUGGGACGAACAGCGUUCCCGGCUCUCCGUGAUGGCCCAGACAUUUUGCGAGGUACAAUUCCUAAAGGUGAUUCCUGGUUCAGCGUUUGUUCCCCAGCCCAAAGUGGAUGCGGGUGUAGUACGGUUGAUUCCCCUCCCACGGCCACUCAUCUCUGCCCCCUUCCCCUACGUGGAAAAGUUGGUUCGUCAUGCCUUUCAGUUCAGACAAAAACUAAUUGUUAGGUGUCUGGAAAGUCUCUUUCCUCCGGAGCGACCAGAUCUCGUUAUUCAGCUGUUCAAAGAGGCUGCAGUGCAACCAAUGAAGCGUCCCAUCCAGUUAAGUAACUUGGAGUUUCGUGAUCUCUGUGAGGUGUAUGCUAGAAUAUGCGCAGCCAACCAGGGUGUCUUUGACUACGAGUUUCGUAUGCCACAGAAUCUGCCCCAUUGGCAUUCCAGGAAGGAGACGCAAAGAACAAUCCUUGGAAGCACAAUAACUGCCGCAGUCGUGCGGAAGGAAAUGUACUCUUAA